Molecule: messenger RNA, 549 nt
Organism: Aphanomyces invadans
Lineage: Eukaryota; Oomycota; Saprolegniomycetes; Saprolegniales; Verrucalvaceae
Exons: 1
Coding region: 1-549 (182 amino acids)
Source: RefSeq, a predicted model, not a curated record
AUGUCGUCGUCCACGUCACUGAAGGCUCCACCAACAAAGCGUGCCGCCAAAGUCAAGAGGGCUGUGACGGCUGAAAAGUCUGCCAAGACUGUGUGGACCGCCGACAUGGUGUCGACGCUGUUGGAUCGGCGUUGCGACGACUUCGCGGCAAGCUUUGAACUACAUAGAAGCGCAGCUCAAUUGUCAGUCUUGUGGGGAAAGAUCGCUUUGGCUGUAAAUGUACAACAUGGAACAAACAUAUCAGCGUUGGCAGCAAAGAACAAGUAUUCCAGCCUUAAGCGCGAGUACUCUGCCAUCCGAAUGGCCGAGAAAGAAACUGGAAAUGCCCCCCCUGUGGUGUACCCCAUGUAUUGGGACUGUCUUGUUUCGGCUCUGGGCAGCAAGGAGUCUGAGCCGAGGUCAAUAGUCCAAUUGUGCAACACUAAAGUUGCCUCAAUUACCAUUGCCAUUUUCUUUGCUGACUUGAAUUCCAAAGGCUUUUUGAACAAUCGAAACUUGUUUUUCCACAAACCAAAGCAUUGCUCGACAACGAUUCGAGUGCGCGAGUGA